Molecule: messenger RNA, 544 nt
Organism: Homarus americanus (American lobster)
Lineage: Eukaryota; Metazoa; Arthropoda; Malacostraca; Decapoda; Nephropidae
Product: holotricin-3-like
Exons: 3
Coding region: 49-429 (126 amino acids)
Source: RefSeq, a predicted model, not a curated record
UCCCUGCAACACUUCACUCAACACAAGACCUCAGCGCCGAGCCUCAAGAUGGUGUCCAAGAUUGUUGUGGCCACACUCGCCCUCACCUGUGUCUUGGCCUCUACCAUGGCCACUCCUCUACCUGACCCCGGCUAUGGCCAUGGUGGACACGGAGGCGGUUACGGCCAUGGUGGACACGGAAGCGGCUAUGGCCAUGGUGGCCACGGAGGCGGUCAUGGCCAUGGUGGAUACGGAGGCGGUCAUGGCCAUGGCGGACACGGGGGCGGUUAUGGCCAUGGUGGACACGGAGGCGGCUAUGGCCAUAGUGGACAUGGAGGCGGCUAUGGCCAUGGUGGACACGGAGGUGGCUAUGGCCAUGGUGGACACGGAAGCGGCUAUGGCCAUGGUGGACACGGAGGUGGCUAUGGCCAUGGUGGACACGGUUGGUAAGCAGGAAUGGUUGACUGACACGAGACGAUGAAAUGAAGUGUAGCAACGAGAGAAUAUUUUAUUAUCCUACUAUAAAAUGUAAAUAAUGAAGAGAUAAUAAUAUGCAAGAAAAGUG